CUGGACGGAGUCGCCGGUUUUCACUUCCUUGAUGCCCACAGCUAACAGAGCUGCACAAUGAAAAUACUCACUUUAUUCAGCUUAUUUGCCACCUAUUCAUCAGCAAACAGCAUCAACAUCGAAGAAAGCGCAGGGCAGUUGUUUAGCAGUGGUCAUACAAACAACUGGGCUGUUCUGGUGUGUACAUCCAGAUUCUGGUUCAACUACCGUCAUGUGGCAAACACUUUAUCCGUCUACAGGAGUGUUAAGAGGCUGGGCAUUCCUGACAGCCGCAUAGUUCUCAUGCUGGCUGAUGACAUGGCUUGUAACCACAGAAACCCCAAGCCUGCCACCGUGUUCAGCCACAAGAACAUGGAGCUGAACGUGUACGGUGACGACGUGGAGGUGGACUACAGAGGAUAUGAGGUGACCGUGGAGAACUUCCUGCGUGUUUUGACGGGCCGGCUGCCGCCCAGCACGCCGCGCUCCAAACGCCUCCUCUCUGACGACCGGAGCAACAUCCUCAUAUAUCUGACAGGUAACUAA
Messenger RNA from Notothenia coriiceps (black rockcod), 525 nucleotides. Its product is annotated as GPI-anchor transamidase-like. Bases 58 to 525 code for a protein of 155 amino acids. The transcript has 5 exons. Lineage: Eukaryota; Metazoa; Chordata; Actinopteri; Perciformes; Nototheniidae. Gene Ontology annotation, cellular component: GPI-anchor transamidase complex. The record is from RefSeq and is a predicted model, not a curated record. Gene Ontology annotation, biological process: attachment of GPI anchor to protein; proteolysis. Gene Ontology annotation, molecular function: GPI-anchor transamidase activity.